AUGAGCCUGUCCAGCCGUGUCGAGAGGGUCUUGUCACGGAACUCUCCCGACAGUGUGGAAGCCUUCGAAGCGAAGAGCCUCGAGGAAAUGGGCAACUCCCGAGUGAGUUUCGGCCGAGCUCACGUAGGCAAGAGUUUCCUGGAGAUGUGGGAAAACGAGAAAGCCUGGGUGAAAUGGUUCAUCCGCACCUAUGCCGACAGCCAGAAGGAAGAGCAUCGCAAGAUGGUCAUCUAUGUGGAAAAGAUGGUCCAACAACACGAAACAGACCAAGGGCUGCCUCCUCUGGACUUGCCAGAGCCUCACCAAGGGAUUGUCCAGCCUCGCUGCAAGGGAUAUCCCAAAGCCAAAGCGGCUCCAGCAUCGGCCAGCAACAUGCCAGCAGACGUGAUGACAGUGAUGAGCGAGGAUCUCUUCGACCCGUGGGAUGUGAUGGAGCCCAUGACCAGGGAGGUUCAUCGAGAUCCUCUUCCAGAAGAGGUGCAAGCGCUUCAGACUCGCGUCCUAUCCAUCGAGAAUGUGUCUUGCGGUCGACACAUGCACUGGGAGCAACCAGCCAAAUCAAUGAUGUUGCGAAUUCCACUGUUGCGAGAGAUCAUUCAAGGGACGCAAAUUGCAGAGUUUGACAUGACCAUUGCUCGUGUUCUCAUCAAAGUGACAUGCAUCAAAGAAGCACCGAUGGGAUUCGAAUUCAUAGUCCCUGAAAACAGCAGUGCACCCGCCAUAAUUCAUCAGCCAGAACCUGCAGGAGAUGUCCAAUCCAGGGCCCCGGAUGGGUCCCCAAAUGCCACGACAGAGUCGAUGCAGCAGCGGCCAAAGAUCCAAAGACCUGCCACUCUGAAGGAAGAGCUCGAAUUCGGGGAUAAAGUGUCCAUAGAUGGGGUUAAAUGGGUAAAUAAGCAGAACCAAGAGUUCCACUUUUACCACUUUAUUGACCAUGGGACCAAUUAUCACACAGCCGUGAUCGCCCCCAACCGAGCUGACAUCCUGGAGAAGUUCACAGCAGGUUGGCUCAAUUGGGCUGGAUCUCCGAACACCGUUCUGAUGGAUUCAGCCUCGGAAUUCCUGUCAGCUGCCUUUCAGGAAUACAUGCAGAAAGCCUUUUUCUCAGCCGACAAUGACAUGUCACUACGGCGUGCAGCCCUGCGGAGAGAUUGUCCGCAUCGCGGCGCAUACGAACCAGGGGAGUGGGUGAUGAUUUGGAAAGUUCAUUUGAAACAGGGUUCAUGGAUCGGUCCUGCUCGGGUGAUUAUCCAAGAAGGACCCACCACGGUGUUCUGUAAUAACUCCGGAACCCUGAUUCGUGCUGCACCCGAACAUGUGCGACCAGUGAGCUCAGUCGAAGCUCAACUGAUUCCUCUCGAGGAACAAUUGCAGGCCAUGCCACAGAGAACAACCAAUGAGAAUCAAGCAAGAUCCAUCAGCACCACAAGAGACAUCACGAUGCCGUCAGGAACCAACACUGCAGUCAAUCCAAACAAUACAACAUCCGAAAACCACCAGAGAUCUGACAGCCAAAUUUCCACUGAACAACCCGACCAGGAACCCGAAAAUGUCAAUAAUCCUUCACAAAAUAAUUCACAAAAUAACAAUAAUCCACAAAAUGACAAUGAUAACACCAAUCAACCAGAUCUAGAGCCCCAUGAAAUACCAAUUCCCAAUGAGACCGAUGAUGAACUAUUGUGUGAUCUACUCACCUGUGAGGAUGUUGAUGGAGAAGAUCAGUGGAGCCCCAAUGGGGAAACGAGCGUGUGGCGAGCAGAGCUUGAGUUCACCCGCGAUCAAUUGGAAUCAAUGUGCCUGGAUAGUCAAAAACCAAUCCCUGAAGAUUUCUUGUUGCUUGCCACUGCCACCAAGAAACAAAGAACUGAAGUCAAGCUGAGUACAUUGGAUCCAAGCGAACGUCGUGAAUUUGAAGAAGCAAAGGCAAAGGAAGUCCAGAACUGGCUGCAGACAGGAACGGUAGUUCGCAUGUUCCGCAAUGAACUAUCACCACAACAGAUUUUGAGAUGUCGUUGGUUGUAUGUGUGGAAACCAAUUACUGAAGCUGCAGAUCAGAAAGCCAAUCAUGGAAAAAGUAGAAAGGCAAAGGCAAGACUAGUGGUCCUGGGGUUCCAAGAUCCCCAACUGGAUACGAUCCCAAGAGACAGCCCAACACUUGGUAGGACAUCCAAGAUGUUAAUAGCAUAG
This is a messenger RNA of Cladocopium goreaui, 2187 nucleotides long. The record is from the annotation of a GenBank genome assembly. NCBI's taxonomy places the organism in Eukaryota, Dinophyceae, Suessiales, Symbiodiniaceae.